AAGCUUAGCCCGUGCAGACAAAAAGGAGCAAAUGCUCUACCAGAACCCAAGUGCUGAGCCUGUCACCUGUGUUCCACGAGCAGAAUCAGCCAUGUCUUCCCAGGCACACCCAGAUAUCCCUGCCCCACUGGCCAACUUGAAGAUCCAGCAUACCAAGAUCUUCAUAAACAAUGAAUGGCAUAAUUCAGUGAGUGGCAAAAAAUUUCCUGUCCUUAACCCUGCAACUGAGGAGGUGAUCUGCCAUGUGGAAGAAGGGGACAAGGCAGAUGUUGACAAAGCAGUGAAGGCUGCAAGACAGGCUUUCCAGAUCGGGUCCCCAUGGCGCACCAUGGAUGCUUCCGAGAGGGGCCGCCUCCUGAACAAGCUGGCUGACUUAAUUGAAAGAGAUCGUUUGCUGCUGGCUACAAUGGAGUCAUGUAAUGCUGGAAAACUCUUUUCCCAUGCGUACCUGAUGGACUUAGGAGGCUGCAUAAAAGGACUAAAGUACUGUGCUGGCUGGGCCGACAAGAUCCAUGGCCAAACAAUACCAAGUGAUGGAGACCUUUUUACUUUUACAAGACGGGAACCUAUUGGUGUGUGUGGCCAGAUCAUUCCUUGGAACUUCCCAUUGGUUAUGCUGAUUUGGAAGCUAGGCCCUGCUCUCAGCUGCGGAAACACUGUGAUCAUCAAGCCAGCAGAGCAAACUCCUCUCACUGCUCUUCACGUGGCAUCUUUAGUAGUAGAGGCAGGGUUUCCACCUGGUGUGGUGAACAUUAUCCCUGGUUAUGGGCCAACUGCUGGGGCAGCCAUCUCCUCUCACAUGGAUAUCGACAAAGUGGCCUUCACAGGAUCAACACAGGUUGGCAAAUUAAUCAAGGAAGCUGCUGGGAAAAGCAAUCUGAAGAGGGUCACCCUGGAGCUUGGAGGAAAGAGCCCUUGCAUCGUGUUCGCUGAUGCGGACUUGGACAGUGCCAUUGAGUUUGCACACCAAGGACUGUUCUAUCACCAGGGCCAAUGUUGUGUGGCUGCAUCCAGGCUCUUUGUUGAGGAGUCAAUUUACGAUGAGUUUGUGCGGAGGAGUGUGGAGCGGGCUAAGAAAUAUGUUCUUGGAAAUCCUCUGAAUUCAGGAAUCACCCAAGGCCCUCAGAUUGACAAGGAACAACAUGAUAAAAUACUUGACCUCAUUGAGAGUGGGAAGAAAGAAGGGGCCAAACUGGAGUGUGGGGGUGGACGCUGGGGGAACAAAGGCUACUUUGUCCAGCCCACAGUUUUCUCCAAUGUCACUGAUGAGAUGCGCAUUGCCAAAGAGGAGAUAUUUGGACCAGUGCAGCAAAUCAUGAAGUUUAAAUCUCUAGAUGAUGUCAUCAAGAGAGCGAACAACACUACAUAUGGCCUAGCAGCAGGGGUCUUUACGAAAGACCUUGAUAAGGCCAUAACCAUCUCUUCUGCUCUGCAGGCUGGGGUGGUGUGGGUGAAUUGCUAUAUGGUUUUAUCUGCCCAGUGCCCCUUCGGUGGAUUCAAGAUGUCUGGAAAUGGACGAGAGAUGGGUGAACAUGGUAUUUAUGAAUACACAGAGCUCAAGACAGUUGCGAUGAAAAUAUCUCAGAAGAACUCAUAAAUUAACAAGAAUAGAGAGACCUGCUUCAUCAAUGGCUAAGCAACUCCUACAGUCACUAAUACAGUGGAGUUUUGAUGCAACUUUCCUUUCAUUAACUUCUUAAGUAUAAGCAAAUCAUUAGUUUUAAUGAUAUACAUAGAAAACAUGUAGCUUAUUCUGAAAGAAUCAUUAUCCUUUCAAUAUGUGACCCCAGUCUCUAUCCUAAAUAAAGAGAAUGGAUUUGGAUGCAAAAUCUCUCUCUGUGAAUCGUGGUCAUGUGCUUUCCGUUGUAGCUACUUGUCUAGAAUAUUCCUUUGGGAAAGAGGACCAAUAGUCAUUUAGACUAUAUCCCUUAAUGAUUCCUUUAAUUACUCAACAUGCUUAUUAACUGCAGAGUAAGUUGCUCUGUUCCCAGUGGUUAUAUCUUUGGAGUGUUGUAAAAUGUUUCCUAGAAUGUCAUGUCUGCUGACUUGUCAAGUGAUAUAUCCAACUGUGAUUAAAAUGUAAAGCCUAAUAAAGAAUCUUGCAUGAUUUUGUA
This is a messenger RNA of Nannospalax galili (Upper Galilee mountains blind mole rat), 2114 nucleotides long. It is a transcript of the gene Aldh1a1, whose product is annotated as aldehyde dehydrogenase 1 family member A1. NCBI's taxonomy places the organism in Eukaryota, Metazoa, Chordata, Mammalia, Rodentia, Spalacidae. The transcript is spliced from 13 exons. The coding region runs from base 32 to 1597 and encodes 521 amino acids. The record is from RefSeq and is a predicted model, not a curated record. Gene Ontology annotation, molecular function: benzaldehyde dehydrogenase (NAD+) activity.